GGGCAUUCUGUCUUCGGCGGCCGGGAAAACCUAAGAAUACACAUGCGCAGUUGGACCCCUCCGGCCUUUCAUGCCUUCUCUCCGCCCACCGUCCCGCCCCGAUCUUGCGGGCGGGGUUGGGCCGAAAGUCCAGCUGCGGCUGGCUGGAGAGUCAGUGACUUCCUUGUUGUGAGCCCCGGCCUGGCAGUGUCCCGACUCGUAGACCCGCUGUUCUUAGCGGGACUGCUGGCCCAAGUCUAGUUCGGAGCUGCAACCCCACCCCACCCGUAACCUUCUCAGUACAGGUCCUUUCCCCGCACUCCUUGUGCUCCUAACAUGCCCAACCCCAGCAGCACCUCCUCUCCCUACCCCCUCCCUGAGGAAAUUAGGAACCUGUUGGCAGAUGUUGAAACAUUUGUAGCAGAUACACUGAGAGGGGAAAAUUUAUCCAAGAAAGCAAAGGAAAAGAGAGAAUCCCUUAUUAAGAAGAUAAAAGAUGUAAAGUCUAUCUAUCUUCAGGAAUUUCAAGACAAAGGUGAUGUGGAAGAUGGGGAGGAAUAUGAUGACCCUUUUGCUGGGUCUUCAGACACUGUUUCUUUAGCCUCAGAGCGAUAUGAUAAAGAUGAUGAAGCUCCCUCUGAUGGAGCACAGUUUCCUCCAAUUCCAGCACAGGACCUUCCUUUUGUUCUAAAGGCUGGCUACCUUGAAAAACGCAGAAAAGAUCACAGCUUUCUGGGAUUUGAAUGGCAGAAACGGUGGUGUGCUCUCAGCAAAACAGUGUUCUAUUAUUACGGGAGUGAUAAAGACAAACAACAGAAAGGUGAAUUUGCAAUAGAUGGCUACAAUGUCAGAAUGAAUAACACCCUUAGGAAGGAUGCAAAGAAAGAUUGCUGUUUUGAAAUCUCUGCUCCUGAUAAACGUGUCUAUCAGUUUACAGCAGCUUCUCCCAAAGAUGCUGAGGAAUGGGUGCAGCAGCUGAAAUUUGUAUUACAAGAUAUGGGAUCUGAUAUUAUUCCUGAGGAUGAUGAUGAGAGAGGAGAAUUAUAUGAUGAUGUUGAUCAUCCUCUGUCAGUGAGCAGUCCAUCAAUAAACAGUCAACCAAUAGAUGAUGAAAUUUAUGAAGAACUUCCAGAAGAGGAAGAGGAUGGUGCUCUGGUGAAAAUGGAAGAACAAAGGAAGAUGAAUCAGGACAGUGUUCAUCACACCUUAGGAGAUAAAAGCACUGAUUAUGCUAAUUUUUACCAGGGUUUGUGGGAUUGUACAGGACAUCUUUCUGAUGAGUUGUCAUUUAAGCGUGGUGAUGUGAUUUACAUUCUCAGCAAGGAAUACAAUAGAUAUGGCUGGUGGGUAGGAGAAAUGAAGGGAGCCAUUGGCUUGGUGCCUAAAGCCUACAUAAUGGAGAUGUAUGAUAUUUGAGAGUCCUGGCAGGGAAAAUCAACAUUUUGACUGAAGAAAAAAAAUUAACAUGCAACUUUCCCUUUCUGGCUGCAGAAAAGGAAGAUUCUUCUGCUUGUUUUCUGCUUGUUUGGAUUUAGAAGCAUUGUGAAAGCAUGAGUGACAACUCAUAACCUCUCUUUGUUUUGUUGACCAUCUCUUGUCUUUGUUAUUUUAUGCAGUCAUUCAUUAAAAUAUUCCUCUGAUGUGAAAUUAAAUGAAGGAUAUUAAUGUAAAUUAGAUGGAAGCAGUAAAGUUAUGCCUGUUGCUAUUUUGCAAAGACAUAAUUAUAGUUUUUAUUUACCCAUUUCAUUUAUGUGAAGAAUUCAUCACUAUUUUAUACAUGUAUAGUCUACUAUAUUAUAGUAGUCUACCAUUGCUAAUUCUGGUGUGAGUUGUAAUGUUUUGUAAUCAUUGGACAUCUAUUAUUUUUUAGAAUAUAAUAUAUAAUUUCAUAUUAUUUUAAAUUGAAUAUAUCAUACAGGUUUUUUGGUAGAUGAUAAAGAAUGUGUUUAUGUUAAAGCUUAUCUUAGUAUUAUUUUUCACACAAUAGUAACAUGGUUUUGUGAAAGAGGAUUUAGCGAUUGACAAAAUUACUUCCUGGUAAUUUAGCUGCAGAAGGAAGAAUGAUAGAAUUGCAAAUGCCAGUGUGCUGUCACCUGCAGUACACGUGCACACCAGAAGUAUGGUUUGUGCAAAGCACUUUACCAAUAACAAAUAUCCUAGUUCCAUGAUGGUGUGCCGACAUUUUCUUCCACAGUUUUGUUUAAAUUUAAUGAAAUAAAAAAAAUUUCAUAAUAAACCCCAUUUUACUACAAUUGAAUGGUAUAAAGAAUCUCAAUGUAUUCUCAAAGCAAGAAGGCAUAACCAAGCACUCCCUUAUCCUGCCUUGUGAUUGCUGUGCUAUUGAAGUUCCACCGCAAAAUAGCAGAUCUGAGUCUCCUCUAUGCUUCUCAGAGCACUGAAAAAAAAAAACUUCAAGAGAGGAGAAUGUAGAAAUCAUGGUGGUAAAGUGUACCAACAGGUGAGUGGAAGAGUAGUGUUAGCUUGACAUUUGAGUUAUGCUCUGUGCUGCCUGGCCAAGAUUUGCAGAAUCAUGUCAUUACUUUUUCAUGUAUAGUUGAAAUCAGAGGUAUUUUAAAUGCCUCAGGAGGUGCCAAUAUGGCCUUAAUAUAUACGUCAAAAUGCCUUGCUGAUUGACUAAUUAUUUGGAAUAGACAUAAUAUUGAAUCAAUACUUAACAGGUACUAUCUUUGUUGAACUUUUCAGAUCUUUGCUUUAUAAAGAUCCUAACCUACCAAAUGAGCUGGUAAUAUUUAAAAACCUCAGUUAUUUAUGUGAAACUAUUUGCUAGCAAUAUUUCAGAGUAUCUCUUUUACCAUUAUCCCCUCAAUACCAUGAUUAUCCAGUCGCAAAUGUAAAAAAAAAUCUUAAGUUUAGGAAUUGUAAGUAAACUUAAGUUUAUAUAUACAUAUAUAGAGAGAGGGAGAGAGAGAGAGAGAAUUGUGCAGUUAAAGUUUUCAAAAAAUACAUUUGUGCAAUUGUUAACCAUUUCCUAAGACAGUGCCAUUGAAAUAGAUUGAAAUCAUCUUGGCAAAAGUUAAACAACCAGAGAUGAGCUUAGUGGGGUGGUUUUCAAAGUCUGAGGGGUUGAAAAGCAAAAGCAGUUGUUUCCAAUGAUGAUGUAGCCUUGCUCCUGGAUUUGGGUUUUCAGUGCUUUGGGCUUAAGAGAAGUUUUUAGAACUAGACCAGUAGAUGGCAGCAGCUUUUCAUUGCAUACAAAACCACUUAGAAACCCCUCCCCCACUCGGGCAGAAACUCACCCAGAAUGCAAAGCAUUUAGAAGAUUUCUGCCUCCUUUUACAGUUAAUCCAGGAGAGGGAGUCCUUUGCCAACUGAUGACCAACAAUUCCAAGCCAGAUAGUCUCUCUGUGAAUGGUGACAAUACAGAAAUAAGGUAUUACUUCUGUCCAGAGCUCCUCUGGCCUUUGUUCUUUUUAAACUUGAAUAUGGGUAGGAGAUAUAAGAAAGGAAACAAAGGACUUAAAAUUGGAAUGACAGGAAAAAUAAUCAUUAUUUUAGAUUCAUGACUACUUUCUAUUCAUUUGAUGAAAUCAUUUAUAUACAACCAGGGAGAAAGUUUUCUUUACACUCUUGACAAUAUAUCACAUACUCUUCAAGAUCAUAAUAAUAUCAUUAAUGUGAAUUUAAACAACAUGGCUUGUUAGAAAAUAUGCUAAUUGCUAUGUUCUCAUUAUGUUUGCUUAGCUUUUAUUUGUUUUUCUAUGAACAGUUAGAGAGCUAAUUUUUUUCAAAGGUGAUUGUAAGUCAUAUUUUAUAUAGCAUUUUGCUUGAUUAUUUGCUCCGUACUGAAUUUGUACUCUAUUGCCAUUAGAUCUUACAAUAAUGUUCCACUCUGCAAAUUUUUAAGGUUCAAAUAAAGUUUAAUUGUUUGCAAA
Messenger RNA from Lemur catta (Ring-tailed lemur), 3872 nucleotides. It is a transcript of the gene SKAP2, whose product is annotated as src kinase associated phosphoprotein 2. Gene Ontology annotation, molecular function: protein binding. Bases 316 to 1395 code for a protein of 359 amino acids. The transcript has 13 exons. The record is from RefSeq and is a predicted model, not a curated record. Lineage: Eukaryota; Metazoa; Chordata; Mammalia; Primates; Lemuridae. Gene Ontology annotation, cellular component: plasma membrane; cytoplasm.